Messenger RNA from Enterobius vermicularis (human pinworm), 846 nucleotides. Lineage: Eukaryota; Metazoa; Nematoda; Chromadorea; Rhabditida; Oxyuridae. The record is from the annotation of a GenBank genome assembly.
AUGAAAAAACGGACUAUCAAAGUUGAGAAAAAAAUUGGUCGAAAGAAACCAAAACUCGCUGAAAUGGACAGUGAAGCUGAUAGUAAUACAAGUGAAGAGCUGCUUAAUGAAACAAAGAAUAGCGUUUCAUUCUUAGACGUUGAUGAUGAUGAAGAGGACGAGUCAGACAAAGAGUUACAAAUUGCUCUUCAAGAAGGUUUGCUAAAGUCUGAUGCGCUUAAUUAUGUCGUUGAGAAAAAGCGUCCUCCAGUAAAUAAAGUAGAACAGUUGCGUGCUAAGCUUGAAAAAUUAAAAAAGGAACUUCCUUGGCUGGAAACACUGGACGUAGACGUGGAAGAGGGAACUUUAGAGGAUGGCAAAAUAGAAAAUGAUUUCGAACGUGAACUGAAUUUCUACAAGCAAGCGGAACAAGCUGUAAAAGUUGCUGUACCUCGCCUGUUAGAGAUGGGUGUCAAGGUUUUUCGACCUGCGGAUUAUUAUGCGGAGAUGGUCAAAGGUGACGACCAUAUGCAAAGAGUACGCAAGAGAAUUCAGGCUGUGGAAGAGGGGAAAGAACGGCAGGAGAAGUUUAGGAGAUUACGCGAAGAAAAGAAAUUUGCUGCAAAAGUACAAAGAGAAGGGAAUGGAGAUGAAAACUAUCGUGAUUUGCGACGGAAAAGGAAAAGAAAUGAGAAAACUGGCAAAUUAAGUCGUGCAGCUAGAAACAGAAAGUUUGGUAUGGGAGGAAAAAAAAGGGGGCUAAAGCGAAAUACAAGAGAAAGCUUUUUUGACGAUGGAAUGUCAAGAAGCGGAGCAACGAAAGGGAGUGUAGAUCGUAAAGGCCUGAGCCGUAAGGGUCGUCGGUAG